Plectropomus leopardus (leopard coralgrouper) is the source of this 2404-nucleotide messenger RNA. The record is from RefSeq and is a predicted model, not a curated record. NCBI's taxonomy places the organism in Eukaryota, Metazoa, Chordata, Actinopteri, Perciformes, Serranidae.
AUGGAAGUAAGUGCGGAUCAGCCACGAUGGAUGAGCCAUCAUCCCGCGGUGCUGAACGAGCAGCAUCCCGGCUCACAUCACCCGGGCCUCGGCCACUCGUACAUGGACCAUUCGCAGUAUCAGCUGGCUGACGAUGUGGAUGUACUCUUUAAUAUCGAUGGACAGGGGAACCACGUCUCUCCGUACUAUGGAAACUCUGUCCGCGCCGUCCAGAGGUACCCUCCUCCUCCGCACACCAGGUGUUGCCGUCCCUCGUUACUGCACGGCUCCCUGCCCUGGCUGGAGGGGAGCAAAGGCAUCGCGCCGCACCACAGCACUUCCCCCUGGAACCUGAGCCCCUUCCCCAAACCCCUGCACCACGGCUCCCCGGCCGGCCUGUCCGUCUACCCCCCGGCCUCCUCCUCCUCACUGUCCACCGGUCACACCAGCCCGCACCUCUUCACGUUCCCCCCGACCCCGCCGAAAGACGUGUCCCCGGACCCGGGCAUCUCCACCCCGGGCCCCAGCAGCAGCUCCCGGCGGCAGGAGGACAAGGAGUGCAUAAAGUACCAGGUGACCCUGGCCGAGAGUAUGAAACUGGAGUCGACUCACAGCCGGAGCGUGGCAUCAAUCGGCGCAGGGUCAUCCUCUGCCCACCACCCCAUCGCCACAUACCCUCCCUAUGUCCCCGAAUACGGCCCCGGCCUCUUCCCACCGAGUAGCCUGAUAGAAGGUAGAGAGUGUGUGAACUGCGGGGCCACGUCGACUCCGCUGUGGAGGCGGGACGGUACGGGUCACUAUCUGUGUAACGCCUGCGGACUCUAUCACAAGAUGAACGGGCAGAAUCGCCCUCUCAUCAAACCCAAGCGGCGGCUGUCCGCAGCCAGACGGGCAGGGACGUCAUGCGCCAACUGCCAGACGACAACGACGACGCUGUGGCGGAGAAACGCCAACGGGGACCCGGUGUGUAACGCCUGCGGCCUGUACUAUAAACUGCACAAUAUCAACCGACCUCUGACCAUGAAGAAGGAAGGCAUCCAGACCAGGAACCGGAAGAUGUCCAGCAAGUCCAAGAAGAGCAAAAAGUCCCAGGACAGCAUGGACGACUUCUCCAAGAGCCUGAUGGACAAGAGCAGCUCCUUCAGCCCGGCCGCCCUGUCCCGCCACAUGUCCUCCUUCCCUCCCUUCUCGCACUCCGGCCACAUGCUGACCACCCCGCUGACCACCCCCACACCCAUGCACCCCUCCUCCAGCCUCCCGUUCCCCCCCCACCACCCCUCCAGUAUGGUCACGGCCAUGGGUUAGACGUCCCCCCGCGCCCCUGAACCCACGGCCUCGCCACCUCCACGCCCCUCGGUACCUCUGCUGACCUGCUUCCCAAAAAGACAAAUCCUCGGCCCGACCCACGCCCCCCUGUCCCGCCACCGAGCUGCGGCGUGACGGCGACAGUCCGGCUCCUUCCUCCUCAGUUGUAUCUUAUUUUUCUAAAAGUGUACCUCUGCGAUGAUGUGAAUGCUUUGCAGACUCUGACUGUGGCGCACUGACCUCCGCGGGGAGAACAAUUUCCUCCAAACCACGAGACGCCGCCGCCACAUUGAGGCCCAUCCACAUGACACGGAGCUCCAUUUGUGUACAAAAAGCCAUUUUUCCACACAUCACAAAAAAAAAUACUUUGCUGAAAUUUCUCUUCACCUUGCACCUGUGUAACAGGAACCCCACCCCCGCCCCCCGCCCUCGCUGCUCCCCUUCUUCUUCUUGCCGGAGAUGAGGAGAGACACGAUAUAUUUGUACAAAUUGUAUGAAAUACAGUACAUUUAAUGAAGACUUUUUAAUUAAGUGAGAAUAAAAAAAGGAAACAUGCCCCUGGGCAGCUAAGAAGGGUACGAGUCGCAGCGGUAGAAGACCUCCUGAGCGAGGAGAGGACGCCUCGGAGAAAAAAAAAGGGAGGAGGAGAAGGUGAGAAGAGACUUUAGAGAAAGGGCAGGCCUCGGUUUUCGCCUGCGUGAACUGUGUUGCAUUAAGUUUGCAGAGAGUCCGCGGCCCCGGCUGCAGGCGUCUCUCACUCUCUUUUUUUUUCUUUCUUUUUUUUUUGGAUGUGCUAUAGGUCUCGGGCAAUUGGUUUGUGUUGACGCGCGCACGUACACACACAUACACACAUACACACACGCACACACACACAAAAAGACUUUCUUCCUGCCCACAGAUUAUAUGCAUUGUGAAAAAAGUUCCUGUAUUUGUUAUUUGUAUGUAUAAAUCAGAGUACCAAAAAUACGAAAUAAACAAAGAUGUAGAAUUAUUUCUUUAUGUUAUGCAGACUGAAUGGUUGUAAAAAUUUAAUAAUAAUCACUAGUGUAAAAUAUGACUGCUUUUUGUUUCGUAAUUUUUUUUUCCCUCUUUGAAAAUAAUAAACUAGUUUAAUCUCUGU